Poecilia reticulata (guppy) is the source of this 2002-nucleotide messenger RNA. It is a transcript of the gene fetub, whose product is annotated as fetuin B. Gene Ontology annotation, molecular function: cysteine-type endopeptidase inhibitor activity. Lineage: Eukaryota; Metazoa; Chordata; Actinopteri; Cyprinodontiformes; Poeciliidae. Gene Ontology annotation, cellular component: extracellular region. The record is from RefSeq and is a predicted model, not a curated record. Gene Ontology annotation, biological process: negative regulation of endopeptidase activity.
GUUUUGUGAGUGGGUAUGAUAGUCAGCAAGAAUAUAAAGGGUCAUCAUUUUCCUCUCUCCUGGCAUCUCUCUUCUGUUUGGUUGGUGUGUGAGAAAGAGGCAUAGUAAGUUUGACAGAGAUAGGGUCAAGACAGGGCUUUGCAAUGAAGACCUGUGUCCUGUUCCUGCUGGUAGUGGGGAGCGUCUACAGCGCGCCGGUUGAGCAGGGUGGCAUCCAGCCAGGUUCCUGUGAAGAUCCAUCAGCUGUGAGCGCUUCUAAUUUAGCUCUAAGCAAGAUCAACCUUGAUCGAGUGGAUGGCUACGUCUUCAGCCUGCACCGGCUUUCCAAUGUCCACCUGGAUAGACAUGGAGAAAACGGAGUAGUUUAUUAUCUGACUCUGGAUGUAGUGGAGACCAACUGCAGUGUUCUCAGUAGGAGGGACUGGAAGAAAUGCGAGGCUCGUCCCGAAACUAACAUGCCGGUGUAUGGACAAUGCAAGGCUGCCAUCUACAUCAAUAAGCCACACAGAGUGGUUCGUCUCUACAAAUACGACUGUGUUAUUAGGCCAGUUCCUGCAGCCAGGGUGACACAGAUUUGCCCCGACUGUCAAACUUUCAUCAGCUUUGACAGUGAACAGGUCCAGAAGACUGUGUCUCGAUCACUGGAGAAGUUCAACAAUGAAAGUGGACUGAACAAUCAUUUUGCUCUGCUCAAAAUCUUACGUGCUUCUGCCGGCAUGGCAAUGGGCAUGUAUUACAAUGUGGAGUACACUAUUCAGGAGACUGUUUGCGGAAAGUAUAAACAGUCACCAGCAGGUGAAAACUGUCCUAUCAUGACAUGCGAAUUCUCACACAAGGGCUUCUGUAAGGCAUCUCUCAUGAACACCCCAAUGAAUAAUGACAUCAUUACUGUACAGUGUGAAAUCUAUGAGCAAGAGGCUGCUAACACAGAAAAAGUACAACAUCUGCUGGGUGAUGCAACUGACCACCCACACAAUGACACACACAGACAUGAACAUGGAAAGGGCCAUGACCAUGACAAAGAGCAUGGCAAAGGUCACUCACAUGGACAUGGGCAUAGACAUGGUCAGGGCGGGAGCCAUGAACACGGUCAUCAUGGAGGGAGCCACGAACAUGGUCAGGGCGGGGGCCGCAGACACGGUCAUCAUAACAGGAGCCACGAACACGGCCAUGACCAUGUUCAUGGUCAGGGCCAUUUACGUUUAAGUGAACACGAUCACAUCCAUGACCACACCAAGGAUCACUCUCACCAUGAUGUCCCACACCCUGAUGAGAGCAAACAUCACCACACCCAUGACCAUAAGCCAGGCAGUGCCUACAGGCAUGGGCAUGCCCACUCACAUGACCAUGGACUUGACAGCGAUCAUGAUCACGUUCAUGCCUAUCAUGCCAAGGCACAAAACCAUACUGGUGGAUUUCCCAAUCAACACCAUAACUACAGCCAUCCUGCGGGCACACACACCCAUGACCAUGACCAUGAGCAUGCUUUGGACCAUGAGCAUAACCAUGCUCACCUGCAUGAGCAUGAACAUCACCACCAUCAUCACUUGCAUGAGCAUGAGACCGAACACCACGACGAACCAGAAGGCUUGAUAAGGACUCUGCCUGCCAUUGACCAACCAAUGACCCUGCCUUCCUUCCCCGACAUUCCCGCAGGUGGGCCUGCAGCUGGAGUCACUCUGCCUCUCAAACCUGACCCCAGUAUUCCGGGACACACUGAACCAACCAUCCUUCCCUUCCCUACUUCUCGCUCAGCAGAGUGUGCCAAUCCAGCAGAAGGAAAGAGUCUAGUGAACAAACUCUUUUUGGAGGAUCCCUUAUUCAAGCCUGCUGCUUGAUGGGACUUAACUGCUCCUGAAAGAGAGCAAAACUUUUGAGAGAAUUCAGAUACUAAUUGUCCAAGUAUUGUAACAACUACUUUUCCUGGUCAUUGUUGAAUACAUAACUUGUGAAAUGCCACUUCAUUUGACCAUUUAAUAAAGACAAAGUGUAUAAAAUUAAA